AUUUGCAGUGUUGACCCUCACUAUUUCUUGACUUGUGGUCAACCGAUCAAUGUUCUUCAUCCUAUUCCUACACAUAACUCGUCUGGGUUUAGCCCAAUCUAUCUUGCUAUAAUAUUAUUGUCAAGUUUUUAUUUUUGCUGUAUUCUUGUUCUUGCAAUGACACAAGAUUUGGUAUUUCUAUAUGGAUAUACAAACAUCACUGUAAAUUUAGCAAUUAUUCUUAUUACCAUCUUGAAUAUCGUAGUUUACAUGCUCCAAAAACUUCAAGAAGCAGAAGUCGUGGAACAAAAAAACUGGCUUCAAUCAUCGUCUACUCGACAAUCAUGUUACCGUUUCUCCUUUAAUGAGAUGAAGCGUGCGACACGUAACUUCCACAUCGAAUUAGUGAUCGGAAAAGGCGGGUUUGGAAAUGUUUACAAAGGGACUCUGGGAGCAACUCUAGUUGCCAUAAAACGGUUGAAAUCAACUUCGAAACAAGGAUCCACAGAAUUCCGUGCAGAGAUUGAGAUGCUCUCAAAAAUUCGGCACAUCAAUCUAGUGUCUUUAAUUGGUUACUGUAAUGAAGGUUAUGAGAUGAUUCUUGUUUAUGAAUUUAUGGCAGGUGGUACGUUAGCCGAUCAUAUUCAUAAGAGGCUUAGACAAGAUGACACUUCUUCUUCGCCUCUUUCAUGGGUUCAACGUCUCAAGAUUUGUAUCGGAGCAGCUCGAGGACUGGAUUACCUUCACACUGGAACAGGGAUUUACCAGAGAAUCAUACACCGUGAUGUAAAGAGCACUAACAUCCUACUUGACCAGAAUUUUGCAGCUAAGGUUUCUGAUUUCGGAUUAUCUAGAACAAGUCCAGCUAAUCAGACGCAUACAUUCGUAAGCACUCAGGUGAAAGGAACCUUUGGAUAUUUUGAUCCUGAUUAUUUCCAAACCCAAAGGCUCACGAGGAAAUCCGACGUGUAUGCCUUCGGUGUUGUGUUAUUUGAGGUCUUGUGUGGAAGGCCAGCAGUGGACAAGAGUCUGGAUGAAGAGCAAAUUGGUUUAGCUAGAUGGGCACAAUAUUGCUUCAGAGAGAAAAGACUGGGGGAAAUUAUUGAUGAGGGAAUAAAAGAUAAUGUGUAUCCUGAUUCUCUAGAGAUGUUCGUGAAAGUUGCAAUCCAGUGUUUACAGACCGAACCUAAACAUCGUCCCACUAUGGCUGAGGUUGUUGUUGGUCUUGAGUCUGCCUUGGCCUUGCAAGAAAAGAGGACUGAAAAGAUAACUAGUGAUGAGAACCAAGAGGAAAUAGAUAUAUCAGACUCUGAGGUGGAGGAAGGAGAUGUAUCAGACCAUGAGGUGGAGAAUGAAAAUUCCGAUGAUGAGCUGGAUGGUAUUUCCAGCAGUAGGCAUCAGGAAAAGCAGUCUUCUUCAUUCUUCCCCGAGAAAGAGAAGCAGUCUUCUUCUUUUCAAAGAUUUGCUACUUUGCUGACACUUGCAGCUCGGGUCAUAUCAGUUAGCACAGGGCCUCAAAAAAAAAGUCUCAAACAGCCCUGUUCAAAGCUCAUCAUGAAGCCAUCAAAUUUGAAGAGUUACACAUUCCAUCAUCUCAGGACAGCUACCAGCAAGUUCGAUCCCGGUGCUCUGUGGGGGAAUGAUGAUUAUUAUACUUAUUAUAAGGGUACUGGUCCGAUUACUACAAUAAAGAGAUUGAAAGAUAACCCAAAUUUCAAGGAGGUGUGGUUGAAAGAAAUCGAUACCUUAAGAAAACUUUGUCAUCCUAAUAUCGUAAAACUGAUUGGAUAUUGCUUGGAAAAGGAGCGGCUUCUAGUACUUGAGCACCCACUUCAUGGACGCUUGGACCAGCAUCUGCGGGUUUCUACUUCUCAACGGCUCUCCUGGAAACUUCGUAUAGGUCUUGCUCAUGGAGCUGCUAAGGGGCUUGCAUAUCUUCAUGGUCCAGGAGUAAAUGUUAUACAUCGUGAUGUCAAAACAUCCAACAUAUUGAUUGAUUCAAAAUACAAUGCAAAGCUCUCUGGUUUUAGUCUGGCUAAGGACGGACCAGAAGAGGAAAGAUCCCAUGUUACUACACGUGUUCAGGGAACAUUCGGUUAUAUAGAUCCCGAAUAUUAUCAUACAGGUGAAUUAACAUUGAAAAGCGAUGUCUACAGCUUUGGAGUUGUCCUCCUGGAACUUUUGACAGGACGAAAAGCCGACAAUGAGGUGAACCUGGCUUCUUCGGUUCAGUCUCGGCUCAGCAAAGAGCAUGGGAUUUUGGAUAUAAUGGAUGCACAUUUGGAAGGCCAAUACACUGUAGGAGCAGCAUCAACAGCCUCUUCCCUCGCACUUAGAUGCACCUCAGUAGAUACCAAAUCAAGACCUGAUGCAAAGCAAGUAGCAGAAGAAUUAGAGCAGCUUCUUUCUUUAAUAAACUUGGAGCCCCAUUAGAACAAUAUAUUUGAGUUUAAUUGUAACUGCAAGAAGUUCCAACAAAAAAUGAUUAAAUGUAAUCCUUAUAUUUUCGGUUUUGUCAUUUUUAUAGAAUAUUUAUGGUACCAAUAAACCCCUACUCUACCUCCAUAUAAUAUAAGUAUUUCUCUUUGUCA
Daucus carota subsp. sativus is the source of this 2570-nucleotide messenger RNA. RefSeq names its product putative receptor-like protein kinase At5g39000. The record is from RefSeq and is a predicted model, not a curated record. Lineage: Eukaryota; Viridiplantae; Streptophyta; Magnoliopsida; Apiales; Apiaceae. The coding region runs from base 157 to 2412 and encodes 751 amino acids. Gene Ontology annotation, biological process: protein phosphorylation. Gene Ontology annotation, molecular function: ATP binding; protein kinase activity. The transcript is spliced from 6 exons.